Cimex lectularius (bed bug) is the source of this 1894-nucleotide messenger RNA. RefSeq names its product protein ANTAGONIST OF LIKE HETEROCHROMATIN PROTEIN 1-like. Bases 516 to 1742 code for a protein of 408 amino acids. The record is from RefSeq and is a predicted model, not a curated record. The transcript has 2 exons. Lineage: Eukaryota; Metazoa; Arthropoda; Insecta; Hemiptera; Cimicidae.
UCCUCGAAUUUAGUGCUAACUAAAUCGAAGAUUUUCGCAAUUCCUCAAUUUUACCUUUAGAUUGGCUUCAAUUUCGAAUAUCUGUGUUGUAUUUAAUUUGUGUUUUAUAGAUCUUAUUUCGCCUGUUAAAUCGUUUAUGGACAUCAUGGCAUUUUCAAGGCUAAUCUCUUUGGCUUUAUCAACGUUUUUUUUCUUGAUUUUGAUUGUUGAUUCCUUGAUCGUGUGUCGUGUUGCAACACGGUAAGCCGUACAAGUGGGGCCUUCCUUAUCAGGGAACGUUUCUGAUUGUGCAGCGAUGAUCAAGUGAAACCGAUUCUUAACUUUGGCUCAAACCUUUAAGGUCUGUCCACACAUAUCCGUGACGGGACGGCACCGUUGCUCUCCGUGUUCCGUAGCCUCCGGUGACAUCCGUGAUAAAUUUUUCUUUGCUAUUCACACAGUACCGUACCUUUCCGUGUCAGUGUUCUUCAGUGAUCAAAUGUGUCUGCUCGAGUGAUCUCAGUUUUCUCUCCACAAUGAACUUCAGUACAGAAGACUUGGCAGUAAUUGCAUUAAUUUUAGACGAAGAAGAAGAACAAGAGAAGAGAAGAAGACUCUGGGUUCAUCCCAUAUGGAUGCUUCGAGGCGCGGAAGGAGAGUUUGCGACUUUGUAUAGAGGCUUGGUGGACGACGAAUGUAAAUUUUAUGAAUACUUUCGAAUGAGCCAAAGCGCAUUUCAUGUUUUGCUCGCUAAAAUUGAGAAGUUUAUCAUGAAAAAGGACACAUUCUGGAGAAAUGCUAUUUCUGCAAGAGAAAGACUCGCCGUGUGUUUAAGAUAUCUUGCUACAGGUGAUUCGUUCAAAACGAUUUCGUUCAGCUACCGGAUGGGGCACUCAACUGUUCAGUCAAUAGUGACCGAAACAUGUCGUGCAAUAGUUGAAGGUUUGAUGAGUGAAGUGAUGCCUGAACCAUCAGAAGAAGAUUGGAAAAGAAUCUCACAGGAUUUCAAAGGCUAUUGGAAUUUCCCGAAUUGCAUCGGGGCUGUAGAUGGCAAACAUGUCAGCAUACAGGCACCACCAAAAAGUGGAUCUCAAUUUUUUAAUUACAAGAAAAUUUUUUCUGUUGUGCUGCUUGGCUUGUUUGAUGCCAAUUACAACUUUAUUGCUGUAGAUGUAGGUGCCUAUGGCAAAAGCAGUGAUGGUGGUAUUUGGGCACGCUCUAACAUCGGUAAAGCAUUUGAAUCAGGCAACUUUUCGGUACCUGGACCCGUACUUCUCCCGGGCACAAGCAUCGAAUUACCACACAUUAUAGUCGCUGAUGAGGCUUUUCAGUUAAAACCGUAUAUUAUGCGCCCAUACCCCGGUCAGGAAUUAGACAAUCCAAAAAGGAUAUUCAAUUAUCGCCUGAGCCGUGCCAGAAGGGUUUCGGAAAAUGGGUUUGGAAUCUUGGUUCAAAAAUUCAGAUUAUACAACAGACGGAUUCAGUCAUUACCUGCAAAUGUGGACAACAUAAUAUUGAGUACCUGCGUUUUACACAAUUUCAUACGAAAGUAUGAAAGGUACGAAGGUACACCAGUCAUCAGUGGAGAAACUUCUAGCAACGAGUACAGGCCAGUCAACUCAGCACUAAGGAACUUGUCUCACAAAGGCGGAAAUGCCACUAAACACGCCUUUCAAAUUAGAGAUGCAUUUAAAGAUUAUUUUGCUUCAGAAGCAGGAUCAGUUCCUUGGCAAAAUCAAGCUAUUAGUGGCCGAGAUCAAUGAUUUUGUUAAUGACGUUUACCACGUCCUUACUUGAAAGUUGGUUAAUUGUUUGUAGGUAUUUAUUAUGUAGUAGGUUUUUUAUUAUGUAUUUACUAUUUCGUCUUUCGUAAUUUACUAUUCGUAAUUAUUUUGUAUUUUGUAAUAAUAAAGUA